This is a messenger RNA of Lachnellula hyalina, 1452 nucleotides long. RefSeq names its product putative extracellular glycosidase. Gene Ontology annotation, cellular component: fungal-type cell wall. The record is from RefSeq and is a predicted model, not a curated record. NCBI's taxonomy places the organism in Eukaryota, Fungi, Ascomycota, Leotiomycetes, Helotiales, Lachnaceae. The coding region runs from base 1 to 1452 and encodes 483 amino acids. Gene Ontology annotation, biological process: fungal-type cell wall organization; carbohydrate metabolic process. Gene Ontology annotation, molecular function: hydrolase activity, hydrolyzing O-glycosyl compounds; glycosyltransferase activity. The transcript is spliced from 3 exons.
AUGUUUUCAAGAUCCAUCCUCAGUUUCGCCGCGGCGGUGCUGUUCUGCAAGCCUGCGUUAUCGCAGACCUACUCAUCUUGCAAUCCCCUCUUUGGCACCUGUCCUGCAGACACUGCUCUAGGGAAAGCCAUCAGCAUCGAUUUCACGAAAGGCGAAGUCGAUUCUUUCACCGCUACCGGAAGUCCUACCUACGAUUCGUCCGGCGCUCAUUUCACCGUUGCAAAAUCUGGAGAUUCUCCUCAACUCUCAAGCAUAUUCUAUAUCAUGUUCGGCAAGGUUGAACUCACAAUGAAGUCUGCUCCUGGCGCUGGAAUUGUUAGCACACUCGUGUUGGAAUCGGAUGACCUGGACGAGAUCGAUAUGGAGUGGCUUGGAGCAGAUGAUACGGAGGUGCAGACCAAUUACUUUGGCAAAGGAGAUGUGACCACGUAUAACAGAGGCGCUUUUAACCCUGCCGCCAACAACCAGGGCGAGUUCAUUACUUACACAGUCGAAUGGACCCAAGACCAAGUUACCUGGUCUGUUGGAAACAGUGUGGUUCGAGUUCUGACACCUGCCACUGCCGAUACGAACCAAUACCCACAAUCGCCUAUGAGAGUCAAAUUCGGGGCUUGGGCUGGUGGUGAUUCUUCAAAUCCUGCAGGAACAAUCCAAUGGGCUCGUGGUCCAACGGAUUAUACCAAAGGACCAUUCACGAUGACCGUCCAAUCUCUUGCUGUCACUGACUACUCAACCGGCACGCAAUACAAAUAUGGCGACACAACUGGCGAUUGGGGAUCUAUUCAAGCUGUUGGGGGCAAGGUCAAUGGAAAUUCGGGAUCGGCAGCAACUGCAGUAGCAUCAGCUGAUGUUCCUGCUGUCACAUCUGCUUCUCCUUCAAUCCCUGCUGGUGGAAUUGGGGGAAACAGCCACACUGAUACUGCUUCACAAACGGGAUGGCCAUGGGUUGCAGCUACAACUCUUUCCACAGCUGUUGCUGCCACCUCCGCUCCUGGAGUCCCGGCUGGCUGGGUCAUCACCUCGUCUGGAAAAUUAGUGCCUGCAAGUUCUGCAGCAGUAUUAGCAGCAUCAACCCUUUCCUCUUCAGCGGACCAGUCAUCAUCGCCAUCCUCGCCCUCAUCGGGCGUUAUCCUUGAGACUGGCUGGGAUGAUCGCGGAUUUGCAACUACAAGAACAAUUGUCUCGGGAGGAGCUACCAAGAGCUAUGAUCAACAAGGCUUCCUGAUCACCUCUACACCAGCAAUGACAAGCACAAUGGCAAGUACACCAGCGACGGCGGCUGCCGCUUCGACCACGGCUGGUGGGGUGUGCUUCGGGACGAAUUGUGGUCCUAAGAACAAGAUUGUGGGCACAAGUACUUCAAAAGCGGCAGGUGCAAGACAAACUUCUGCAUGGGGUAGUAUGGCGGUUCUCGGAAUUGCUGCUGCUGUUGUAGAGAGACUACUGCUUUAA